Molecule: messenger RNA, 1983 nt
Organism: Salvelinus sp. IW2-2015
Lineage: Eukaryota; Metazoa; Chordata; Actinopteri; Salmoniformes; Salmonidae
Product: chromaffin granule amine transporter
Biological process (GO): aminergic neurotransmitter loading into synaptic vesicle; xenobiotic transport; transmembrane transport
Cellular component (GO): synaptic vesicle membrane; terminal bouton
Molecular function (GO): xenobiotic transmembrane transporter activity; serotonin:sodium:chloride symporter activity
Source: RefSeq, a predicted model, not a curated record
UUGUGAGGGGGCUGUGACUACCCUAUGAAAAAAGGGCAGCCACAAGAGGACUUAAAUAGAGCAACAGGAGGAUGAGAUGACCACUUGUAUCCGAUGUGGAUCUGCAGGAUGUAUCUGAAGAGAAUUGUUCUGUAGCUAUUGGCCCAGGGAACGUGGAGAGCUAUGCCACUAUUCAACCCCUUGGCGUGGGUGCGGGAGUGGCUGCGACAGAGCAGAGGCUCCUCCAGAUUGGUGCUGGUGGUCGUGUGUGUUGCCCUGCUACUGGAUAACAUGCUGCUUACUGUUGUCGUGCCCAUCAUCCCAACCUUUUUAUAUGCCCUUGACCACCCGACACAAGACCCCUUCAUCCAGCCAAGCACACAGAGGCCAUCUGAGGAGGGCUUCACAUUGGCCUCGGUCCACUCCUUCUACGACAACACUUCCUACAGCCUCAGAGGCUCUGAGAGCAACCUGUCUGAGGCCCUCCUCUUCAACAUCUCCAGGAACUCCAGYCAGGUGAAAGGCAGCACAUGCCAGGAGGACAGUGCCUUCUUGGACAAGGAGAAUGUUCGUGUGGGACUCCUCUUUGCUUCCAAGGCUCUGGUGCAGCUUCUGRUCAACCCCUUCGUAGGUCCCCUGACCAACAGGGUUGGAUAUCACAUACCAAUGUUUGCUGGCUUCAUCAUCAUGUUUGUUUCAACAAUAAUGUUUGCCUUUUCAGGUACAUACGCCUUGUUGUUUUUUGCUCGCUCUCUUCAGGGAAUUGGUUCCUCUUUCUCCUCUGUGGCAGGGCUGGGAAUGUUGGCCAGUGUGUACACAAAUGAUGAGGAGAGAGGCGUAGCCAUGGGGAUCGCUCUGGGUGGACUGGCCAUGGGUGUCCUCAUUGGAGCGCCAUUUGGCAGUGUGAUGUAUGAAUUUGUGGGGAAGACUGCUCCUUUCUUAAUCUUGGCUUUUCUUGCAGUAUUUGAUGGAGCGUUACAGCUUUGUAUACUUCAGCCAUCAAAGAUUUCACCAGGAAGUGUGGAGGGCACUCCUUUGCUGACCCUACUGAAGGACCCCUACAUUCUCAUAAGCGCAGGCUCUCUGUGCUUCGCCAACAUGGGAGUUGCCAUUCUGGAGCCCACACUUCCCAUCUGGAUGAUGCAGACCAUGUGCUCUCCCAAAUGGCAGCUUGGUAUGGCUUUCCUACCAGCAAGCAUUUCUUACCUUAUUGGCACCAAUUUAUUUGGUUUGUUGGCUAACAAAAUGGGAAGGUGGCUGUGCUCCAUGUUUGGGAUGUUUAUUGUUGACGUCAGUCUCCUUUGCGUUCCUUUUGCAAAGAACAUCUAUGGUCUUAUUGGUCCAAAUGCAGGCCUGGGGUUUGCUAUUGGAAUGGUGGACUCCUCUAUGAUGGCCAUAAUGGGAUACCUGGUGGAUAUUCGCCAUGCCUCGGUCUACGGCAGUGUUUACGCCAUAGCUGAUGUCGCAUUGUGUAUGGGUUUUGCCAUUGGUCCUUCGAUAGGGGGCUCCUUGGUCAGUGCCAUUGGAUUUCCUUACCUCAUGGUAUUCAUUGGCAUCAUCAACAUCUUCUACGCUCCACUGUGCUUCUUCCUGCGUAAUCCUGCCAUCAGGGAGGAGAAGAUGGCCAUCAUAGACCAGGAAUGCCCUCUGCACAGGAAGAGCUACAACACACAGAAGGAGUGUCGAGAGUUCCCUUUGAGUGACGAGAGCGAGGAGGAAACGGAGGAGUAACAUGCUCCUUGUCAACCCAACACACACAUUUUUUUUACAGUGAAAGAGCAGAGGCAUUGUUCAUAAUGCCUUUGAAUUGACAUGAUGUCUAGAAAAUACAUUUUGUUAGCACUUAUCUGUAUUCAAAGUUUCCUAAUGACCUCUGUACUUAGUUUAUUACUGGAAAUAACAAACAAUGGCACCUGUGUUUUUAAUAUGGCAUGUAUAGUGACAGUAGUGUUUGCAUUUUAUUGUGUGUGUGUGUGUGUGUGUGUGUGUGUGUGUGUGUGUGUG